Phytophthora sojae is the source of this 2376-nucleotide messenger RNA. RefSeq lists its product as hypothetical. Lineage: Eukaryota; Oomycota; Peronosporomycetes; Peronosporales; Peronosporaceae. The transcript has 7 exons. The record is from RefSeq and is a predicted model, not a curated record. The coding region runs from base 1 to 2376 and encodes 791 amino acids.
AUGGCUCCACCACCAAACGCCAACGCAGAUGCCAAGGGCGGACCAAGUGCAGAUCCGACCAAGAAGAAGAAGGCGCUACCGCCACCUUCAAACCCUCCGCCAAAGGCUGGAGGCUCGGCAGCAGCGGCAUUCCGCUCCAAAUCCUCAUUGCCGCCGCCAAAUGGUCCUCCUCCAGGCGCAGGAGCCCCGAGUGCUUCUGUCGCGAAGAUACGAGGAGCUGCUCGACCUCCGUCCGCGGCUCCACCGGGUGCAGCACAAGCCAAGGCAGGACCCCCACCAAAUGGCCAAGCGAAAGCAAUGGGCCCUCCAUCGUCGGCACCACCGACGGCAGCAACUCCUUCAAUGGGUCCGCCAUCCUCAGCACCUCCGGCGAAACCACAACCAACUGGAGCCCCGCCGUCGACUGCCCCGCCUAAAGCAGCAGCAGUAAAACCUCCGAUCACCCCGCGCACGGGUGAGGGUGAGAGCAAAGGUGACGCGAAAGCGGCGCCUGCAGGUCCGCCAAAGCCCAAGCCGGACGCAAAGCGUACACCGCCAACAUCAGCGAGAGGACCACCGGGAGAUGCAAAACCCACACCAAGAGCGGCGGCAGCAGCUCCAGUCGACAUUCUAGGGGAUGACUCGCCUGUAGUGGCGGCUAGUUCGACAGCUCCAGUCAAGACUAACGCUGUUCCAUCGGGCAAACCUCCGAAACCUGUGCCACAAACGCAGCGUCCUCCUGCUACAGCUCCGGCAAAGGCCCCACCUGCAGACAAAACGCCGGUUGUGAAGCCUCCUCUGAUGAAAAGCACCAUGGAAGUGCUGAAUGACGCAAAUGCAGCGUUAUCGGCUCGUAGUCGAGGCUCCGAAGACGAAGGUGAGCCAUCUCGCCGUUUGAGUGCGCCUUCUGCGAAGGAGAAGGAGAAUCCUGGCGUUUUCACGACAAAAAUGGGCAUGGCGGCGCAAUUCAGCACCCAGUCGAGACUCAAUGUACCGGAGGAGGAGGUUAUCGUUGUCAAGAAGCGUGAAACCAAGAGCACCGAAGCGGAGGCCAAGCCAGAUGUAAGCGCCAACGCGAAAUCGUCGCGGCCUAUCGCCAACAUCGACGACUCGUUUGAAGACGUGGAAGAGAUCCCGUUCCUAGAGGAUGGCAAAGCUGAUGCCAAGGAUAAAGAUGAACGGGAAGAGAAGGCCGUCGAACAUGAAGAUGAUCCCGAGAUCGUCAUCGAAAGUAAGCACGGUCCGUCUAAGCCAAGCGCCAGUCGUUCCUCUUCUUCUUCUCAAGGUGAUAUCAGGAGUGAACACAAGGACAACAACUUUGACGAAGAGAAGGAGGAUGGAGAGGGCAGGGAAAGCAGAGACAGAGACCGCGAUCGAGACCGGGACCGGGAAAGAUCGCGUGAAAAACGCAAGGACAGACGACGUAGCAAGCAGGACGAGCCCAAGAAGAUUCAAGCUCAGUUCUUCAAUCCCAAGAGCGUGCCUUACAUUCCGGAUCAUUUGUUGGAGUUCGUGAAGCGGCCGCUAGAAUGUGGACGCGGUCAAAUUGUCAAGUGUUUUAUCGAGAGAAACGACAGCGGCCCGAACAAGCUUGCUCCCAUCUACACUCUCCUGCUCGAGGUGAACAGCUCCAGUGGCCGUCCGAUAAUGUACGCGAGGAAGAAAGCUACCAGCCGCAUCACGUCGCACUAUGUCAUCUCCAUGAACAGAGACGACUUGUUCCUCUCACGAAUGAUGCGGAGCCACCAGUACAUCGGCAAACUACGGUCGUCCACCAGCAUGAUGGAGUACUGCCUGUACGAUCAAGGCGACAACCCGGAGGACUUGGAUUCGGAUUGCGAAGUCGAUGACGAGCUCAGACAAAGCAUCCGAGCUGAGCUCGCAGUGAUUCGUUACCAUAACUCGAAGAAGCCAUAUCCACGGAAGAUGGAGGUAGUGAUCCCAUCUAUACUUGAAAAUGGGCAAGGCUACCUCGAAUGGCGGCCUCUUUCUCGUGAUCAGAUGAUGGAAGAGCACGUCCGCACUAUCACGGCAGCUGGCGGGCAAAACGUCAUGGACGCCUCCAACUUCGUCUUCCUUCACAAGCGCGAGACCAAGUACGACCCUCUCUCGUCCUGUAUCGUGGACUUCCGCAGCCGUGCGACGUGUGUCUCCGUCAAGAACUUCCAGCUGGUCCACUCCGAGCCGACCAACGAGCAAAUGCGCGACCAAUACCGCAAGGCGUAUCCCGAUUUCGUGUACGAAGACCAAGGCACCGUGUCGCUGCCGCAAGAGUACGUGCUGCUGCAGCUGGGUAAAGUGGGCAAGGACUGCUUCAACAUGGACUUCCAGUACCCGCUGUCCAUGCUCCAGGCCUUCGCCAUCAGUCUCAGUCGCUUCGACACCAAACAGAGAUAA